Messenger RNA from Hemiscyllium ocellatum (epaulette shark), 5162 nucleotides. RefSeq names its product KH-type splicing regulatory protein (gene khsrp). The record is from RefSeq and is a predicted model, not a curated record. Gene Ontology annotation, cellular component: nucleus; cytoplasm. Gene Ontology annotation, molecular function: mRNA binding. The transcript is spliced from 21 exons. Gene Ontology annotation, biological process: regulation of DNA-templated transcription. Bases 240 to 2345 code for a protein of 701 amino acids. NCBI's taxonomy places the organism in Eukaryota, Metazoa, Chordata, Chondrichthyes, Orectolobiformes, Hemiscylliidae.
UCCCCGUCCGUCUCUUGGCGGUGUCGAGGCGGGAGGGUUGGAAGCCAUUACUGGGCCCGGGCCUGCGAGCGGCGAGGAUUAGGAGGCUAACUGGAACCGGUGCCCGGGCGUCAGGCAACGAGAGACCGGGUGGCGGGAGAGAGAGAAAAAACCCAACCAGCGUAAUCCCGAGCCGCGGAUCCACCCGCCGGGCGAGCGAUCGAGCGAGUGAGUCGGUGCAGCGGCGGACCCAGCUGGAAAUGGCGGACUUCGCGGCAGCGGCGCCCCCGCACGCAGUCGGGGCCGGCACGGCCGGAGCCGGGGCCGGGAGCGGGGCCGGCGGGGGGGCGGCUUUCAAAAAGCCGGACGCUUUCGCGGACGCGGUGCAGCGGGCACGGCAGAUAGCUGCUAAAAUUGGAGGUGACACUGCAACAACAGUAAACCACAGCACACCAGAAUUUGGAUUUGUUGGUCAAAAGAGACAACUAGAAGAUGGAGAUCAGCCGGAUAGUAAAAAAAUAGCCGCACAAAGUGAUCCAAUCGGAGCUCAACUUGCAGCAAUACACCAGCAAAGGGCAACCCUUACAGAGGAUUACAGAGUGCCAGAUGGGAUGGUUGGUCUUGUUAUAGGCAGAGGUGGAGAGCAGAUAAACCGAAUACAGCAGGAGUCUGGGUGCAAAGUACAGAUUGCUCCAGGGCCAAAUUCUGAUGAAAGUGGAGGUUUACCAGAACGAUGUGUCUCAUUGACAGGAAAUUCGGAGUCAAUUCAGACGGCAAAAAUGCUGCUGGAUGAAAUAGUUUCUAGGGGUCGCGGUGGGCCUCCGGGUCAGACCCAUGAUACCACGAAUGGACAAAAUGGAUCCAUUCAGGAGAUCGUGAUCCCAGCAGGAAAGGCUGGGCUCAUUAUUGGCAAAGGAGGGGAGACCAUCAAACAGCUUCAGGAGCGUGCUGGAGUGAAGAUGAUUUUAAUCCAAGAUGGUUCGCAAAAUGCUAAUGUAGAUAAACCACUCCGAAUUAUUGGUGAUCCUUUUAAAGUACAGCAAGCACGGGACAUGGUGAUGGAGAUUCUGCACGAGCGUGACCAAGGAGGAUUUGGGGAUAGGAAUGAGUUUGGCAACCGAGGAACUGGUGGAGUCGGUGGUUUAGAUGUACCAGUGCCACGGCAUUCGGUGGGAAUUGUGAUCGGACGCAGUGGGGAAAUGAUCAAGAAAAUUCAGAAUGAUGCUGGAGUGCGAAUACAGUUCAAACCAGAUGAUGGGUCUACGCCAGAUAAGAUAGCACAUGUAAUGGGGCCUCCAGAGAGAUGCCAGCAUGCUGCACAAAUAAUAACUGACCUUCUGCAGAACGUGCGGGCUGGUCCCACUGGUCCUCCCGGACCUGGUAUGCCUGGGCCUGGCCGAGGAAGGGGAAGGGGACAAGGCACGUGGGGGAUGGGUCCCCCUGGAGGAGAGAUGGCUUUCUCCGUCCCCAGCCACAAGUGUGGAUUGGUCAUUGGCAGAGGUGGAGAGAAUGUGAAGGCAAUAAACCAACAGACCGGUGCGUUUGUGGAACUGCAGAGACAACCCCCACCUAAUGGUGAUCCUAACUUUAAACUUUUCACCAUCCGAGGGUCACCUCAACAGAUUGACCAUGCUAAACAGCUCAUUGAGGAGAAGAUUGAGGGUCCUUUGUGUCCUGUCGGACCUCCAAUGCCUACUGGUCCGAUGGGACCCUUCCAGCCAGGACCCUUCACCCAAGGACCCCCAGGAGCUCCACCUCCUCAUCCUGCUGCUGGUGGGCCACCUCCUCCACAUCAAUAUCCUCCUCAAGGUUGGGGCAACACGUACCAACAGUGGCAGCCGCCUGGACCACACGACCCAAGUAAAGCUCCUGGCGAUCCGAAUGCAGCUGCCUGGGCUGCCUAUUACCAACAAUAUUACCAGCAGCCUCCUGCACCUGUACCACCCCAGCAGCCAGCUGCUGCCCCACCAGGACCAGACCCAACUCAGCAACCUCCAGUUCAAGGACCAGGAGGACAGCCUGAUUACACUAAAGCAUGGGAGGAAUACUACAAGAAGCUAGGUCAGCAGAGCCAGCCUGGCCAGCAGCCUGGUCCCCAGCAGGAUUAUACAAAGGCAUGGGAGGAGUAUUAUAAGAAACAAGCUCAGAAUGCCCAAGGGGCAGCAGCAGCAGCAGCAGCGGCAGCAGCAGCAGCAGCACCACAACCAGGAGCCCAACCGGAUUACAGUGCAGCGUGGGCUGAGUACUACAGACAGCAGGCAGCUUACUACGGGCAGCCUGGGGCCCCUCAGCCUGCCCCCCAGCAGCCACCUGCACAACAAGGGCAACCGGUACGUCUGCACCCCCCUCCUUCCUACAGGUUUUAACUCCUUCCUCUCCUUAUGGCAGGGGUGCCUGCUGGACACGGCUCUGCCUUCACCCACCAUCGUGAUGCUCUGGCUAAGAACAACUCAACCUGGCCUGCAGUAAACACACACCUACACACACACACACACCCAUGAUCUUUCUCUUUCUCUUUUUCUACCUAAGUGGUUACACACUCAAUGGAACCAACAUGUGGGAUGGUUCCACCUUCUGUGACGACUCAGCGGAAGCGUUUAUGGUACAACUGAUUGCUGUGACGUUUCCCCAAACCUUUUAUUCCUGAUCACUGCCCAGUGGCAUUUUCUAGAUGCAGGUGACGCCACAUGAAUUGAAACCUGCCUCUGUUUCUCUCUUUCUGUGUGCUCUUCCUCUGCCUGUCUCUUUCUGGCCUUCUCAGUUCCCCCCCCCCCCCCCCCAAUCACUUCUCAACCCCCUCAUUCCUCCUCUCCCUCAUCUUCUCUCUCACUCCCCCCCCACCCCCCCAAACCUGUCUCUCCCCCCAGGUAUGUUAACAUAUUCCGUUUUAGCCAUUGCCGCCCAGUUGUGCUGGAUCAUGUGGGAUGUCCUACCAUGUACUUUCAUCACCUCAGAUGGAAUGUAAUACGUGACCAAACCAAUGCGUAUCAGCAACAGGUGAAAGGCAAGGUCACAAAGAUCCUUACAUAACUAUCACCAAAGUUAUCCGACACAUGGACUGGCUUUCCUGAGAGAAGAUUGAGACCUUGCAGUAAAUUCUUGAACACAGUUUUCUAUCCCUGCUCCUCGUGAAGGUUCAAAUGAAGCAGAAGACUUUAAGACUGUCACAUUUGAGUCUUUCGGUGAUGAGAUGUACUUCGAUGUUAAAGCAGACCCGUUGAAGAAUUUCAUUAACGGGCAUUAGAGGAUGCAACACAUAAGAGACUCUGGAAACAAAUCUCUCUUGUCUUCAUCGUCCCAGUCAAAGUGAAAAUUGCUUAUUCUGUUUACGUGAUGGAUUGGAAUUAACAUUUGAAAUGCUUUUCCCCUAUUGAAAUAAUCUGUGAAGCAAUUAAUUUGCAAUCAGGGCCUCUGGGCUCUGAACGGUGGUUAGUUUUCACACAAAGUGAAGAGAUGCUGUCUUAAGCUGAUCCUAGAAUUGUAGAGCACAGGAGGACGCCACUGGCCCAUCAUGCUUGUGCCAUCUCUCUGAAAGAGCCGUUCAGUUAGUCUCUUUCCUCAACCUGACAGAUUUCUCUUUCAAUAUUUUUAUUCAUUUUUCCUGAAACAAAGUUUCAGUGAUAUCAGUGGUUUUUCGAUAAAGCUAGUUUCUGAUCAAUGUAGCCUGAUUAUGAAUAAGCAGAUAAACUGCCCCUAAUCCUAACAGUUUAUAAGUCUCCUCAAUUAGCUAGCAAUCUGUCCAUUCAGAGUAGUGAGUUUAGAUUAAAGUUGAAAUGUUGGAGGUUAGGACUAUGUCCCAAUCCAUGAGCAAUGUGGAGAGAUGAGCUUGUGUUUGGAACACGUAAAGGUUACAGAACAGAAGCAGGCCACUAGGUUCAUGUGGUUCCUGUUGGAGUUCAUCUUCCCUCCAAGCUCCCUCCCACCGUGCUUCAUCUCAGCCCCGAUUUAGCAUAUCCUUCUCCUUUCCCCCUCAUGUACUUGUCUAGCUUGCCCCUCAUUGCAUUGCUGUCUGCUUCAGUGCAACCUGUGAUAGUGACUUCCACAUCCUCAGCAUCUUCGGGCUCCAGAGGUCUCACCUGAAUUCCUUUGUGACUUAUUACUGACUGUCUGUCUUAGAUUUUAAGCCCCUACUUUUGGUCUCCCUUACAAAUGGAUGCACUUUCUCUACAUCAACCCUAUCAAUCCCACUCAUUAUCUGAAAGAUCUCUAUUUGCUUGCCCCUUCUGUUUAUUGAAGAAAAGACCCUGUGAACUGUUUCGUUUUUUUUUCUGGUAGCUAGAAUAUCCUCAGAUUCUUUGAUCUUUCUCCACCUCCUUUAUAUCUUAGCGUUUGGAGACCAGAAUUGCGUAUAGUACUUCCAAUGUGGUAUAGCCAAGGUUCUAUAAAAUUUUCAUAACUGCUCCUCCGUUCUGUUGCUGUAGAAAGUAGCCCUAAUGCUGUUUUUUUUUUGUUGUAGCCUUACUAACCUGCAUCACUACUUUGUGACUUGUGUAUUUCUCCCACCCCUUCCCCCAAGAUCCCUCUGUUCCUCUUCCCUCAUUUAGACUCAUUAUCCAGUCAGUAUGUGACCACCAUAUUCUUCCUCCCAAAAUGUAAUACCUCACACAUCUAUAUUGAAAUUCAUUUGCCAUAGAAAUGAAUCUAUCUGAUGGCACGCAAACCCUAUUGUGUGACCCCACUAAUUUCCACAUUAAAUAUGUUCUCUCUCCCACAGACACAGUGAAGCAAACGGGGGAUGAUUGCAGUUUCGUCGGGAAGAAUAUUCCUUUUAACAAUGAUGCAGACUGAUGAAGAUUCGUAGGCUUAGGUUCCCUAUCACUGUUUAAAGAUGUUCAUAUUGAGCCAGUGUAGGAGAUAGAGUAAUCUCAGCUCCAUCUUCAAAUUCAGUCCGUCUAUAGGAGGAAAAAAAAACAAAAAAAAAACAUGGAGAGGGAAAAAGUGAAAAAUUCAGGGUAAUACUCUUUGUUUUAUUUUAAAUAUAGAUCACUCGGCUUUUAGUUGAUGAUAGUUGAACAUUCCAGACAAUGUACGGUUUUGAAAUCAAAUCCAUUACACUGAAAAUGGCUGCUGGUCUGUUUUUGCAUCUUGUUGUCUGUUUAAGGUUUAAAAAAACAAAAUGUAAGCUUGGUUUUUACUUUUUACCGCUUGUUUUACACUUCACAAUAAAUGAUAUUAAAACGGUG